Messenger RNA from Scomber scombrus (Atlantic mackerel), 1386 nucleotides. It is a transcript of the gene imp3, whose product is annotated as IMP U3 small nucleolar ribonucleoprotein 3. The coding region runs from base 73 to 624 and encodes 183 amino acids. Gene Ontology annotation, cellular component: small-subunit processome; Mpp10 complex; small ribosomal subunit. The record is from RefSeq and is a predicted model, not a curated record. Gene Ontology annotation, molecular function: rRNA binding; structural constituent of ribosome; snoRNA binding. Lineage: Eukaryota; Metazoa; Chordata; Actinopteri; Scombriformes; Scombridae. Gene Ontology annotation, biological process: rRNA processing. The transcript is spliced from 7 exons.
UCCUGCAUGUGAGGCGUGUGAGUGUGUUCAGCUUUGUAAAUACAUUGAUGUUAGCCAGAGAAGAGUGUAAAAAUGGUUCGUAAAUUAAAGCACCAUGAACAGAAGCUGUUGAAGAAGGUGGACUUUAUCAACUGGGAGGUGGACAACAACCUACAGGAAGUCAAAGUGCUGCGGAGGUUUCACCUCGAGAAGAGGGAGGACUACACCAAAUAUAACAAGCUGAGUCGUAACAUCAGAGAUCUGGCCCAGAAAAUCAGAGACCUGGAUGAGAAAGAUGGCUUCAGAGCUCAGAGUACACACCGAGUACUGGAGAAACUUUACAGCAUCGGACUCAUCCCAACCAAACAGAAUCUGUCACUCACAGAGAAAGUCACAGCAUCUUCAUUCUGCAGGAGGAGGUUGCCCAGCAUCAUGCUGAACCUACGUAUGGCUCAGAACCUGAAGACAGCCAUCACCUUCAUUGAACAAGGACAUGUGCGUGUGGGUCCUGAGAUUGUCACAGAUCCAGCAUUUCUAGUCACCAGAAAUAUGGAGGAUUUUGUUACUUGGGUGGACUCCUCGAAGAUCAAACAGCAUGUCAUGAAUUAUAAUGACGAGAGAGACGACUUUGAUCUGGUGGCAUAAAUCUGCUGCCUAAUGUCCAUCUGACACGCUGGAGGGCAGGAACAAAGACUUACCUUUUUACUCUUAACAUCAAAAUAAACAAAAGGAGGGAUUCUGCACCCCAAGAGUCAUCAGUUGAAAUUUUCUACAAACUUGGAAAUUGUGGCAAGAAAAUGUGUUCUCACCACUAUCAAAAACUGAGGUUUCAGUGGAGCAAGGAGGAAAAAGACUAUACAUCCAGAUUCUCCAUCAAUCAGUUUAAAUUGCAGCAAGUUAUCAAUUAACAUUAAGAUUUUCCAGUUUUAACAAUUACACCAAAGCUCAAAAUCAAAGCACCUCUCUGAUGCAGUCAGAAUGUGCAACUGGGAUCUCAUUUACUGACUGUUAAUUGGAUAUGAUAUAAUAAAAUAAAAUCUAAAAAUACCACAGCAGAAUAAAAUAUGAAAUGCUGGGUGACAGUGGCCAUCAUCAUCAUCAUCAUCACACUUGUAGUUGAACUGAACAGAGUUGUGUAUGUGUGACUGUUCCUUCUCAUGUAGUUAUUGCUCUGGAUAAUGUGUUAUUUGUGUGAACAUGACUUCAUUGGAUUAUUAUGUGUGUGUGAGACCAGGGAAGUGCUGGUAUAUGUAAAGAGAGACUGUCAUUACUGAUGUUAAAACCAUGUGAUGUUUUCCAUGCAUACUUCUGUAAAAUAGAUGACAAUUUGAUAAAUAUUUAAUAUUUUCAUCAAUAAGACUUACAAUUCUGUAAACUUUGCGAACAAUAAACAUUUUUUGAAUCACA